AUGAGUUCAGUGAAAAUUGUUCUUAGUGAAAAAGGAAAACAAUUGAUUGUGUUAAAUGGCUUCAAAUAUCGUUUUCACAAAUUUUUAAAGAAUAACGACAAGCGUUGGAUGUGUUGUGCGCAGACGAGAGAAAAAUGUAAAGCAUUUUUAAAAACCCAAAAUGACAACGUAGUGACUGAAAUUCGGGAUGAACACAACCAUAGCGAAUUAAACGAAGAUGCACUUAAGCGUCAAAUGUUAAGUAACUCCUUAAAACGAAAGGCCAGAGAAGACAUCGGUGAAAGAUCUAUGAAAAUUUUGCAAAAGGAAUUACGAAAUGGAGAUAUUAGUACCUUGACUACCAAAGACGUGGCAUUGGUUCGAAAAAAUAUGUAUAACGCCCGAGGAUCUCUUCUGCCUAAAUUACCAAAAAAUUUUGAAGAAGCAAUUCAGCAAAGUGUCACUGAAGUUUGGACUAAUGUUUCAUUGAAGUGCUGCCGAUUCCAUUUAGGACAAUCCUGGUGGCGCAAAAUUCAGGCACUAGGUUUAACAUCCUUAUACAAAGACAAAGAGAGUGAUGUAGGAAAAUAUUUAACAUACUGCUUUGGAAUGCCAUUUCUCAACCCAGAAGAUGUAGGAGAUUGUUUUGUUGAAGCUUUAUCAUCAAUACAGCCACAAAAUCAUAGAAUAGUAGAAUUUGCGGACUAUCUGGUCGAUAAUUAUGUCUCAAAUCGGCUAAGUUUCCGCCAGAAAUAUGGGCGGAGAUGUCAAGCAGUUUACAACGGACGACGAACGCAUGUGAGAGUUUUCAUUCCAGGUUUAACUCGUCAUUUUAUUUUGCUCAUCCUCAUAUUUUUCAAUUUUUAACAGUUUUAAUAGACUUUCAAAGUGAAUCGUAUGUUAAAAUUAGA
Diabrotica virgifera virgifera (western corn rootworm) is the source of this 890-nucleotide messenger RNA. RefSeq lists its product as uncharacterized. The record is from RefSeq and is a predicted model, not a curated record. The transcript is spliced from 3 exons. The coding region runs from base 1 to 846 and encodes 281 amino acids. NCBI's taxonomy places the organism in Eukaryota, Metazoa, Arthropoda, Insecta, Coleoptera, Chrysomelidae.